AUGACACCAGUGGCGCGCAUAAUAUCCAGGGAAGAGUACCUGCUACUCGCUAAGGUCGCAGAGGAGGCGGAGCGUUAUGAAGAUCUCGUGGCGCAGAUCAAAGGCUUGACGCAGACGUACGGAGCAUUGACCAUCGAGGAGAGGAAUCUCCUCUCCGUUGCAUACAAAAACAUCACAAACUCACUUCGUAGCAGUUGGAGAGUGGUCGAUUCCAUGGAGAAGCUCGAGUCAGCUAGACCCUCUGCACAGUCAAAGCACCAGAUCUCCUUGAUUCGUCGUCAGCGGGUUCGCAUUGAGAAGGAACUCACAGAUGCCUGCAAAGACAUCGUGAAAUUGCUAAACGAUAGUCUUUUGGCUACAGCCAAAGCUGGGGAAGAGACUGUGUUCUAUUAUAAGUUGAAGGGUGAUUACUACCGAUACCUCGCCGAAUUCGCGCAGCAACAAGAACGCAGUCGGUAUUCGGAUCUGUCACUUGCUGCAUACAAAUUCGCGUACAAGCAUGCACUUGCCAUGCUGGAGCCGACACAUCCAACAAGAUUGGGUUUGGCUCUGAAUUUUGCCGUUUACUACCACGACGUCCGGAAGAGUCCGGAGAGAGCAUGUCACCUCGGCAAACAUGCAUUCGACGAAGCAGUCGCAUGCUUAGACGAUUCAUCAUCGAUGCAAGUCAUGCGUGAUUCGAUGAUGAUCCUUCAGCUUCUGAGAGACGAUCUUGUAAUAUGGUCCAGUGAGAUGCAAAGAGACGCCGUUAGCAAGUGA
Messenger RNA from Suillus subaureus, 759 nucleotides. RefSeq names its product 14-3-3 protein. Gene Ontology annotation, cellular component: cytoplasm. Gene Ontology annotation, biological process: signal transduction. Bases 1 to 759 code for a protein of 252 amino acids. The record is from RefSeq and is a predicted model, not a curated record. Lineage: Eukaryota; Fungi; Basidiomycota; Agaricomycetes; Boletales; Suillaceae. The transcript has 5 exons.